AUAGACACUUUGUUUUUGUUUCCGUUUGCGAGUGGCCGGCAUAGAGAAGAGUGGAAAAAAAGAAAGCACUUUGGAAAAUGAAGUCGAAAUUCUUGAGUUGUUGGUUACUGGGGUUGUUGUUCUAUUUUUGGUGUCCUGACCUUUGUGAUGCAGAGCCUGCCAUACCAGAACAGGUUCAUAUAUCUUUAGGAGAAAGAAUUAACGAAAUGACCAUAAUGUGGAGCACGUUCAAGAGCACCGACCUGACAACUGUGCUGUAUGGAACUUCACCAGACGAGUUGAAUUACAGUGAAAACGGUACAUGGCAGCUGCUGAAUAACAAAGGGACUUAUCAGUACAUCCAUACAGUGAAACUGAAGGAUCUUUUAGUAGCAACAAAGUACUAUUACAGAGUAGGUGAUGGAAAAAUUUUCAGCCGAGUUUUCGACUUCAGAACUUUACAGAAGGGAACUGAUUGGAACCCACGAGUAGUGAUAUAUGGAGAUCUAGGUUACAGAGAUGGGAUUUCAGCGAAAUUGCUAAAGGAAGAGGUCGCUAAUGAAACGGUCGAUGUCAUUAUACACAAUGGAGACAUAGCAUAUGACCUUCAUACGAACAACGGCCGAGUGGGCGAUAACUUCAUGAACAUGAUAGAGCCAAUAGCUUCAAGAGUACCGUAUAUGGUGUCCGUGGGAAAUCACGAAGCUUUCAAUUGGAACUAUACGAAUUACAAGACCAGAUUCGAUAUGCCUGGUACAGAAGACAACUUAUGGUACAGCUUCAAAUUAGGUCCAGUCCAUUUUGUAGUAAUGAGCACAGAAGUGUACUUUUUCCUUCUUUAUGGAGGGCUGGAAUCUGUACACUCUCAUUACCAGUGGCUUGAUGACACCCUUCGGCAAGCAAAUCUUCCACAGAACAGAGCGAAAUGGCCUUGGGUCGUGACGUUAGGUCAUAGGCCAAUGUAUUGUUCCAAUACGGCUUUGCGAUACUGCAGGCUGGAAUCAAAUCCCGUAAGAGUUGGUCUACUUCGUAACUAUGGCUUGGAAAAAUUGCUAUAUGAACAUGGUGUAGAUGUUGCGUUCUGGGGACACAACCACUGCUAUGAGAGAUUAUUCCCUACGUACGAUGGACAGGUAUAUAAUGGUAGUUUCUCUGAUCCAUACAGAAACCCUAAAGCGCCUGUUCACAUAACUAGCGGAGCUGCGGGCAAUCAAGAAGGCUCCACCAACAUCAGGAAUUCCCGCCAACCAUGGAGUGCUUUUGCAAGUAUAGAAAAAGGUUACACGCGUAUGAUACCGCACAAUAAAACACAUCUUUAUCUCGAACAAGUAUCCGCAGAAAAGAAUGGCAAAAUCAUCGAUAAAUUCUUCAUUAUCAAAGAUAAACACGGCUCUUACGCUAAACUCUUCCCAGAAAAUGCCCAAAAGAGGAAAAGCAAGAGAAAAUUAAGAAUCGGUCGCCUUUUUGGUCUUUAACGGAAAGCGAUUAAUAAAGAAGCUAAGAAGCAGAUGGAAUGGUUACAAAAAGACUCACUGAUGCGGAAAAAUGCAGCUUAAAUUCGGGACUGAUGGUGGAAAAGGAGAGAAAAACUUGGCCAUAUUGCAGGAUCCCUCAGUGGAACAAAUGGAAAAUAUCUCUGUUCCUUCACUAUUUCAGAGGUUUUAUAUGGACAUUCUUUUAUUUUAUGCUGACACAUUUUAUUACUUUCCAAAAAUACAUUUAUUACCUAUCCUAUAAGAAGUUAACUUUAAAAUAGAAAUUUUUCAUCCUACCUUUCCGAGGUUGAAGACACAGAAAAAUAACAUUUCUUAACCAAAGAUUUGCUAACUUAACCUUUUAACUGCUUAAGGGUUUUGGGUCCGGAACCCUUAAUUUUCCAUAGUUGCCAUGAGAAAGAAAUAUUUUCUUGAUUAUAAAACUAAAAUGCUUGUAUACCUAGAUUAUUUUACUUUUAGUACACUGCCUUAAUUUUUUGGACGUAUUUCAAGAUGCACUAUAUAUACGUACUUAACGGUGUUAAAAUAUGUUUUUUAGAACGUAUAUAUGCUGCUUGGAAGGUUGAAGAGAUUUAAAAGGGAUAGCCAAUGAGAGGAACCCUAGCUUGACUUCUAAAUAGAACAAGAGAAGUUUUAAUUUCAUCCAAAACUGUGUGAUUUGCUUUGUAAAAGAUCACACUGAAUGUUGAAGAAUGCAUGUGAGACUCUAAGCUUCGAAUGUUCUACAUAAACAGUGAACACUUAAUGUUUUUUUUUGCAAAUUUCUACUAGCGAAUCUCAGAAUCGAACGAAUCAUGAAAAAAGAAUUGAGAUUCGAAACGAAUUGUCGAGCUUCUAUCUUUAAAAUAUUUUGAAUUCUAAUUUAACAAACCUUUAAUGUUUUUCUCUGAAAACGUUAAGAUUAGUUAUUAAACUAAUCUUAACGUUUAAAUAAGUUUAGUUACAUAAACCUCCAAUAGAAGCUUUCAUUAAAUAAAAGAAAACUUUUUCCGGAUGUAAGAAAUAAUUAAUUAAGAAUUUGAUUAAGAAAUUUAAAAAAAGGAUUUUUAUUAAUUUUCUAGAGAAUGUUUCGUAUUGCACUUCGAAUAUUUAUGCUGACUCUUAAAUUAAUACCCGCCUUCUUACGGUUCCUUUGAAUUAAAAAAACAUUCUGGAAAAAUGUUAAAAGCCAAACAAUUAUUCAAAUAUUUUUGCUUAAUAACGUUAAAUUAGAAACUCAGGAUUUCAGAUUUUUAAUUAUAUACUUCAUUUUAUGACUAUUAUUCUUUUAUUAAGGAUUUGAAAGACUGGAGACAUCUUUUAAAUUUCGGAUUUGAAAGUACUUUAGAAGUUUUCACAUCUUUACUUAUUAUCUUAAUUAGUUAUGUUUUCAUUAUAUAGCUACCUUUUUAAUCCAUUUAUUUUAUCUCAUGCAUUUCAAUUUUAAAUACAUACGUAUAGUUUGCACAGGAGACCUCAAAAGAAUUCACAACACAACAGCAGUAAUUGAAUCCUUGGAACAAAGAAAUUAUUAAAAAUAUAAAAGACAGUAUUGUCACAAUUUCUUUAAAAAGUGGAGAUGGUAUUUCGUGAUGCAAUUUUGACAACUUAUUAAUAAAAUUAGCAGUAUUUUUUUAUACUAUUUUCUAGUAUUACUCUGGUCACUUUGGGUUUUCAUUUAUUUCAAUUUAAGCUCAAUUUAGUUCUGUAGAAGUCCGUUUUAUUUGUAUUGAAAGCAUUUAACAAAGGGAAGUAAUAUGUUCGCAUAUGGACAGCCAUGGAAUAUAAAUACAAACCUCCCAUUAAAACAUUCAAAUAAAAUACAGUUUAGUCUCGAUUAUCCGGGCUAAUGUCGGGGAAGUAGAUUACGGAUAAUUGAAAAAUAAAUCCACAUUGUCAGUGCACAUUAUUUGUGUUUAUUUCUUGAAAUAAAUUAGAGAUUUUAUUUUGAUUUUGAGAGCGUUUAAAUAUUUGUCGAAUUUCAGUGAAUAUUUUUCGAAGCGUUUUUUUAUCAUUGCAUUUGAAUCCUCUUUUGUUGACGAAGUCCAAUAGAGUUUCAUCAAAAGUCAUUGCUUUCUCAUGAUUAAUGUAAUUUUCUGUACCUUCUUCCCAUGGUACCCUUACCACGGUUCCUUGGUUCCGUUACCUUACCACGAUUACCUCGAUUACACCGAGUAAUCGAGGUAAUCGUUGAAAAUAAACCUGAAGACGCAAUUCAGCGGAGAUUUUAGUGCAUGUUCGAACUUUUGUAUAUUUAUUUUUUACAAACUCUCGCUCGAGCUAGCGUUAAGUGUGCGUGGGUGGGCACUUCCACGCACAGAAUAUCCGCAAACCGGAUAAUCCACUCCCAAAUAAUCUAGAGUACACUGUUUGUUAAAUAAAAUUAAAUGUAACAGGAUAUUUAAACGAAUUAUAUAUGAAAAUAUUUAGUAUAAUUCUGUGUCAUGUUUCAGUGAGGGUAAAUUUGGCGAUUUGAAAAAUUUCUAAUCUAAAACGUUUUCUUCCUAGUAUUUCGUGCAAUUUUGUUUUUAAAUAUAUAAAUUUUUUAAAAAUUUCAAAGAGCUCUCGAGUAAUUAAAAUACUACAUUACAAUGGAAUAUAAAAAAAUUAUUUACGAUUUAGUAAAUCAUAAAAUAUUUGUUUAUGUUUCAUUUAACACUACAUGCUGUUUUCAUAACUUAUAAGUUAUUAUUAGAAAUAUAAAAAACAUAUUUUGAACAUUUUAUAACCUUAAAGUAGAAUUUCUGCAACUAAUAUAAUUUCUAAAAUUAUUUUCUAUCAAGGGCGCUACAAACGAAAAUAUAAUACAUAAAAGUGUGUAUUUGGCAUACAUUAUAAAAAUGAAUUUCUAAAAUAAAAACAAAAUUUAGGAAAAGUGAAAUAUUCUGGUAUUUUGAAAGAAAAUUAUCAUUUGCAAGAUAACUUUUAUGAUAAUUCUAUAUAACGACCAUGUAGUAAAAAUUAUUUUACUUUAAACUGAAAUUCGAAACGAGAAUAAUAAUAAUAAAAAAUUGUUUAUUUAACACUUCUUUCCCUCCCCCGAAAAAAAUUAUUAAACUGUAGAGCGAAAAAAUACUUCUUUUGAAUUGAUGCAAAACGAAAACAUGUUUUUAUAUCCUUCAGGGGACUAAAAAUGAAAAUAUUUCUCCCCAUGUUUGUGCCGUGAAAUGACAGGUUACUAAAAAUUCACAUUGCCUGAAUAAGUUGUUGUGGCAUAAAAUUGAAUAAAUUCUUUAGUUUUGCAUAAAACUUUUCUCUGAAAUAACUCCUUCGCUUCGAUUUUAUUCAUUCUUAAACAUCUUAUUUUAUUCACAAAAUACGUGUUUGUAUGUUCAAUGCACAAAUUAACAUUUAAAUUUAUUCAAUUCUUCGCAUCGAAUACUCUAAAUUUAUAUAUUCCAUGUCAUUUUUCGUUGUUUAAUUAGUAUUAGCACUGACACUCUGAUAAUUGAAUAGGAUUCUACUUCUACUAGACCUUAAAAAUCGGAAAAUGCACGAAACAUACUUGAAAUUCGAAAAAUUGCCCAUAAAAUCAAACUUCGCUUUAUAGGGGAAUUUAAAAAUGAAACUAUGCUGUUCUAAAAUUGUUUAUACUUAUUACAGCUAUGAAUUUUGUAUAAAUACAAUAUUAGGUUAAAUAUUUUACACACACAAACACAUAUAAACAUAUAUUAUGGUGAAACACCGAAAUCUAGAGAAUGUCGACUUUCACUUUG
Molecule: messenger RNA, 5170 nt
Organism: Stegodyphus dumicola
Lineage: Eukaryota; Metazoa; Arthropoda; Arachnida; Araneae; Eresidae
Product: acid phosphatase type 7-like
Molecular function (GO): acid phosphatase activity; metal ion binding
Source: RefSeq, a predicted model, not a curated record